AUGGACACCACAGCCUCAUCUGCUGCCGCCAGCUACAAGCAGCGCAAGGAAGACUUCGUGUCCGGCCUCUCGGGCGGCUCCGUCGCCGAGGUCAACUAUGUCGUCGCUGUCGGACCGAUUGCCUUCCUCCUCUGGUCGAUCCUCCAGUCGCGACAGUCCUUCUUCAAGCCAUACACACCACUGAGCUUCAUCGUCGAUUUCCUUCUCAACGUCGUCGCAAGCCUUCUCGCCAUCACUCUUUAUGCCAACACCACGCCACUGCUCAGCGGCUUGAUCCUCGUCCCCGCCAUCUUCCUCUAUGCUCUACCCCCAAAGCUCCCGGGCUCGCGGAAGAAACCCAAGCUCCCACCGAAUGCGUCUUCGCAGGCUACGACCGGGAAACUCGGCGUUCUCUCCACGAAACCAUUCCUAACGACCUAUCGCGGCCUCAUGAUGGUUAUGACCUGCCUCGCGAUCCUCGCAGUCGACUUCAAGCUGUUCCCUCGGCGAUUCGCCAAGGUCGAGACAUGGGGCACUUCACUCAUGGAUAUUGGCGUUGGCAGUUUCGUCUUCUCAGCGGGAGUGGUCGGAGCUCGUCCCGUCCUCAAGGAGCGAGCUGAAGGACGGGCCACGCCUCUGGCGCAGAGACUGCUCUACUCUAUGCGGCACUCAUUCCCCCUUCUUGUUCUGGGCGUGAUCCGGCUGCUAAGUGUCAAGGGCCUCGAUUAUGCAGAGCAUGUCACCGAAUAUGGCGUGCACUGGAACUUCUUUUUUACCUUGGGCUUCCUCCCACCCUUUGUGGCCCUAUUCCAGUCGGCCCUCAAAGUUGUCCCGUCGUAUGCUGCUUUGGCGCUGAUUGUCGCCGUGGGCUACCAGGUCGUCCUUGAGAGCACACCCCUGCAGCCAUUCAUCCUGGUCGGCCCCCGCACGGAUUUGUUCUCCAAGAACCGUGAGGGCAUUUGCAGCUUUCUGGGCUACCUGGCGAUUUUCCUUGCCGGCCAGGACACGGGCAUGUACGUGCUGCCGCGGAGCAUCACGCGCAGCGGAUCCAGCGCGGGCAGCCAGCGCCACACGCUGCUGCUCACGAUGGGGGUGUGGACUGCCGUCUGGACGGCACUAUACUUUUUUACUACAGACUACAAGUACGGCGCCGGGGUCCAGGUCUCGCGGCGGCUGGCGAAUCUGCCGUAUGUGCUGUGGAUCGCGGCGUUCAACACGGCGAACCUGCUGGCUGUGUGUGUGGUGGACACGAUCUUCUUCCCGGCAUAUUACAAUGCCACGGACGCCAAGUCGGAGAAGGAGGCGUACGAAACAGCGACGAGCCCGGUGCUCCGGGCGUUCAACCGGAACGGACUGGCCAUCUUCUUGGUUGCCAACUUGCUGACGGGCCUGGUCAACAUGACGGUGCCAACACUGGACGUUGGGCCGGUGGUGACGAUGGCGAUCCUGGUGGGAUACUCUGCUACGCUAACACUAGUCGCUGUCGGGCUUGACGUGUGGGAUAUCUCCAUCAAACUGUAG
This is a messenger RNA of Microdochium trichocladiopsis, 1500 nucleotides long. RefSeq names its product GPI-anchored wall transfer protein 1. Gene Ontology annotation, molecular function: glucosaminyl-phosphatidylinositol O-acyltransferase activity. The coding region runs from base 1 to 1500 and encodes 499 amino acids. Gene Ontology annotation, biological process: GPI anchor biosynthetic process; protein localization to plasma membrane. The transcript is spliced from 2 exons. Gene Ontology annotation, cellular component: membrane; endoplasmic reticulum. The record is from RefSeq and is a predicted model, not a curated record. NCBI's taxonomy places the organism in Eukaryota, Fungi, Ascomycota, Sordariomycetes, Xylariales, Microdochiaceae.